AGGAAGGAGGUCAUGCCUAGUAGAUAGAAGCUUGGGCUCACCACAGAUCAGAUCUCACUUGUCUGCAGGGGCACAGGCAUCCUCUGGAGCCCCCUUCUCUGAGCCCCCCGAUGGGAAAGCCCCCUGCUGCCCGCAUCCUUUGGGUAUGUCAGGUCUGCCAGUUUCUGUGCUUUUGUCCAUCUGUGCAGCCUUGUCCAGUGGGAGGCAGCGCCAUGACCAUCACCUUUACAGUCCUUCUCUGCUUCGGACUGUGUCUGGGCCAGAUGACCCACGUGCAGGCAGACAAACAACGUGGUCAGUUCCCAGCAAGCCUCUGGACUUGGCAGUCACAGCCCCUGGCAGCCACCAUUCUACUCUCUGCUUCUACGAAUCUGGCCCUGUUUAGAUUCUUCACAGAAGUGGAGUCAUGCGGAAUGUUCAACAAACCCAACCUCUCAGCCCUGCCCAGCCCCAUUGUGACCUCAGGAGGGAGCGUGACCCUCCAGUGUGGUUCAUGGCAGGAUUUUGACUGGUUUGUUCUGUGUAGCGAAGGAGGAGAGGGCCACCCCAGACACCUGGACUCACAGCACCAAGCUGAUGGGUGGUUCCAGGCACUCUUCACUGUGGACCAUGUGAGCCCAAGUCACAGGCGGACAUACAGGUGCUAUGAUUAUUUCUUGAGCUCUCCCUAUGUGUGGUCCACCUCCAGCCACAUUUUGGAGCUCCUGAUCUCAGGUGAGGAAUUCAGGGCACGAUCCUAGAACUCCUUGGGUCUCCAGACCAGUGAGAGGAGCCUCAUCUCAGGUGGAACACGGGGUAGGAUGAGGUUGGGGCAAGAGAGCUCAGGACUCUGGGAGCCAGCAGUGGGAGGCCUGUGGGAGGAGGAGGAGGAACCUGACCCUCUUGGAAACCAGAAACACCUUUUCUCCCAGGUGUGUCUAGGAAACCAUCCCUGUCAGUCUUGCCAGCGCCGGUGGUUGCUCCUGGACAGAGCCUGACCCUCCAGUGUCGCUCUGAUGUCGGC
Mirounga angustirostris (Northern elephant seal) is the source of this 1003-nucleotide messenger RNA. Its product is annotated as leukocyte immunoglobulin-like receptor subfamily A member 2. Gene Ontology annotation, biological process: cytokine-mediated signaling pathway. NCBI's taxonomy places the organism in Eukaryota, Metazoa, Chordata, Mammalia, Carnivora, Phocidae. The transcript has 5 exons. Gene Ontology annotation, cellular component: plasma membrane. Bases 111 to 740 code for a protein of 209 amino acids. Gene Ontology annotation, molecular function: inhibitory MHC class I receptor activity. The record is from RefSeq and is a predicted model, not a curated record.